UGUAUGUAAGUAGUACUAGAAAGUAGAAACCCCCCAAAGCCCUGCCUCUCGUUGUUGUUUCUGUAUUAUCAUGCCCGGUUCUAAGUCCAAGGUACGCGGGAGAGGGCACUGGCGCCCGGCCGAGGACACCAAGCUGAAGGAACUCGUACGCCUUUACGGUCCUCAAAACUGGAACCUCAUCGCCCAGAAACUGGAAGGACGAUCUGGGAAGAGUUGUCGAUUGAGAUGGUUUAACCAACUGGACCCAAGGAUUAACAGAAAAGCUUUCUCCGAAGAGGAAGAGGAGAGGCUAAUGCAAGCUCAUGAAAUUUAUGGUAAUAAAUGGGCUAUGAUUGCAAGGCUUUUUCCUGGACGUACAGAUAAUGGUGUCAAGAAUCAUUGGCAUGUUGUAAUGGCUAGAAAUUGUAGACAACAUUUUAGUUCUUACAGGAGAUCAUCGAGGAACCUCGCUCACUCACUUUCAAUUGCUUCCUCCGCCCUUCCUACGCCCUCUCUUCUUCCCACAGCUCGCUCCCUCUCACGUCCCAAUCACUUGCCUUUUCAUCUUCUCCCCAGGCCUGGCUCAGAAACAAGCAUCGAAAUGGAAGUUAUAUCAUCCUACAGCUGCAACAAAACGUGCUCCAAUCAUGAGAAUCAAACUUGCAAUAUACAUUAUCGUCUACCAUAUAUCAUGACCGAAAUGCAACAAAGGACAACCUACAAUUACAACUCUCAUUGCCAAAUUCCAAAAGCAUGGGAUCACCAUAUUAUUGGAAGCGAGGGAUCAUCAUCAGUGAGCGAGGAAAACGGAGUUGGCAAUUCAGACGGCACGGUGGUAGUCGAACCGGCGUUUAUCGACUUUUUAGGAGUAGGAGGCAGAUGAAAGGGUGUUUUGAAAACCCAAGGAAAAAAAGAAAAAGGAAAAGAAAAAGAAAAGGGUGGCUUCUUUAUUAUCAUUAUUUUUUUUUGGUUGCAAAUUGCAAUCAUCAGAAGUGGCCUGAUUGUGGGUGUGGUCCAGAGAUUUUGAAGAGGCCAUAACAAGUAAUUGAGAGCAAAAGUAAAGAGGAGAUGAUUUGAGUUGGACUGUUGGAGUGGUGAAAAGAUAUGGCAGUCAGUGCCAUUGAAAGCGCUUUAUGAAUAUAUAUAUAUAUAUAUAAUCCCAAAACUCAAACCAUCAUUUUCUUCUUUUUCUGCACAUAAUGAAUGUGAUGGCCAGUGGCUUAUAUUCCCAAGAUUAUCCAUUUCUUACACUGUUCAUCAUUUUUGAUAUCACCCAUUGCACUACCUUA
Cucumis melo (muskmelon) is the source of this 1268-nucleotide messenger RNA. Its product is annotated as transcription factor MYB117. Gene Ontology annotation, molecular function: RNA polymerase II cis-regulatory region sequence-specific DNA binding; DNA-binding transcription factor activity, RNA polymerase II-specific. The coding region runs from base 71 to 862 and encodes 263 amino acids. The record is from RefSeq and is a predicted model, not a curated record. The transcript has 2 exons. Gene Ontology annotation, cellular component: nucleus. Lineage: Eukaryota; Viridiplantae; Streptophyta; Magnoliopsida; Cucurbitales; Cucurbitaceae. Gene Ontology annotation, biological process: regulation of DNA-templated transcription.